AUAAUAAUUUAUGCGCGAUGAGUGUAACAAAAUGGAAGGCAACAAAGACGAAGCAAAAAAAUGUCUCGAAAUAGCUCGGCGAUCAAAAGCCGAAGGAGACAAAGAAAAAGCCAAAAAGUUCCUGAAGAAGAGCUUGAAACUUUUUCCCUUCAAAGAAACCGAAAUAUUAAUUAAAGAAUUGGAGGAAGAAGAUAGUGGAACAGAUAGUCAAAUGAAUAAAUCAAUGCCAUGUCCCAAAGCAAAAGCUAAUCCACCAAGUGAGGAGAAAAAGAAGGCUGAAUACACCCCUGAGCAACUGGCUGAUGUUAAAAGGAUUAGUAAACUUAAAGAUUAUUAUGAAAUACUUGGUGUUACAAAAGAUGCGAGUGAUGGAGAGCUACGAAAAGCAUAUAAGAAGUUAGCAUUACAAUUUCAUCCAGACAAGAAUAAAGCACCAGGAAGUACUGAAGCAUUUAAAGCUAUUGGAAAUUCAUUUGCAAUCUUGAGCGACCCAGAAAAACGUAAAAAAUAUGAUUUGUACGGUCCAGAAUCUCUUGUAAACAAUCGUAAUCACAACAAUCAUUUUCAUCACAAUGAAUUUGAAGCUGAUAUCACUCCAGAGGACCUUUUCAAUAUGUUUUUUGGAGGAAUGGCUGGAAAUCAAGUGUUUAUACACAGAAGACAUCACCGUAGGCGGCAGCAUCACCAUGACGAAGAAGAUGGACAUCAUGAGAGUGGAAUUGGUAGCAUUUUUCAUCUCAUUCCAAUCUUAAUAUUUCUUGGUUUGUCAUUAAUAACAUCAUUGUUGAUCCAAGAUCCUCCGUACAGUUUUAGCAUUUCGGGGCCAUAUCGACUACAUCGAGUCACCAGUAAAUAUAAAAUUUCAUAUUAUGUCCAGAGGGACUUUACUAAUAAUUAUCAUGGAAAGUCGUUAGCUGAACUAGAGUACAAAAUAGAGAAGGAGUAUGUUGGAAGGAUUCGGUCUGCUUGUUAUAGACAACAGCAAACACGUGAGGAAUUACUAGCACGAGCAAGAUUUUGGAAUGAUGAAAAUCUUUACUAUCGUGCACAAAAGAUGUCAAUGGAAUCUUGCGAUGAACUAGAUCGGCUUCGUAAUAGGUGACACUAUACAACAGAUGAACACUGUUCAAUGUAAAAUGAUGGUUUAAUAUGUCAUCCUGUUAUCCUUCGGUAUUGUUUACAUAUGAUACAACAAAGGAUAUAAUUUCAAUGCAUUGUGUUAAUAUUUCGGGAUGAAUCUCAAACUUUAUUAUUGUGAUAAUUUAUCUGACUUUUUUUAAUAUUUUAAUGAGUCUUACGGAGGUGUGCGUUCAACUAACACUUGCUGCACAUAUAAAUUAUAUAGUGACUAACCUAAUUAAACUUGAGGUAAACAUUUCAUUAACAUCACACAAAGCAAGAAA
Messenger RNA from Xenia sp. Carnegie-2017, 1403 nucleotides. Its product is annotated as dnaJ homolog subfamily B member 14-like. Gene Ontology annotation, cellular component: endoplasmic reticulum membrane. Gene Ontology annotation, molecular function: Hsp70 protein binding. Gene Ontology annotation, biological process: cellular response to misfolded protein. NCBI's taxonomy places the organism in Eukaryota, Metazoa, Cnidaria, Anthozoa, Malacalcyonacea, Xeniidae. The transcript is spliced from 10 exons. The record is from RefSeq and is a predicted model, not a curated record. The coding region runs from base 11 to 1102 and encodes 363 amino acids.